UCGAGCGCUUUCUUCUGCACCUGUGAAACACAUUCAUCUGUCUCAUGUGAGGAAAUAUCACAUUCCGGAGGAAUGCCUCCAUCUCAACACAUCUCAUAACAAUAUGAAUGCUUUGUGGCAAUUGAUGGCAUAGUCGCUGCUCUUUGAGCAGAAUGCUGUGAUGACGUAGAGCUCCUUUAAUGCACACCGGCAGAAACAGUCCGAUGAUUAAGCAGCACUUAUACAGGCAUGGCUUCAAACCUCACAUAUGGAACGAGCCCUACAGACGGGCCCGGUAAAAGCACUUGUGGUGUGAUCCUGCUCUCACUCACUCUCUCUGCAUUAGUUGUGCUGACCACGGCCAUGAACUGCUUGGUCAUUUCAGCCGUCAUUGUGACGCGCAAACUGCACCAUCCUGCCAACUAUCUCAUCUGCUCUCUGGCUGUGACCGAUCUGUUAGUGGCCAUACUAGUGAUGCCCUUCAGCAUCGUGUAUAUCGUGAAGGAGACGUGGGUUUUGGGACAAGUGAUGUGCAACAUCUGGUUAAGUGUGGACAUAACCUGCUGCACAUGCUCAAUUUUACACCUGGCAGCUAUAGCUGUUGACCGUUAUCGGGCCAUCACAGAUGCUGUAGAGUACUCCAGGAAGAGGACAUCUCUACAGGCCGCUGUGAUGAUCAGUGUGGUUUGGCUUCUCUCCAUAUUUGUCUCUCUGCCUCCGCUGCUUUGGAGACACUAUAAAAACACAGAAGAGGAUGUGUGCAUUAUUAAGCAUGAUCACAUCAUCUUUACUCUUUACUCCACAUUUGGGGCUUUCUACAUUCCCCUUAUACUGCUUCUCAUUCUCUAUUAUAAGAUCUACCGUGCAGCCAAGACUCUUUACCACAAAAGAGGGACCAGCUGCCUCAACAAGCCAGAGAUAAACGGACACAUGCUUCCCAAGUGCAGUGACAGGGAGCCAACGACACCCGACACCCUGAGUCCUCCAGAGAAAUCUGUGUCUGAACCCUCCACCGAAGGUGACAGAGUGCGCAUCACGGCAAAAAGCCCAAAGUCUCAGUCUUGCAGAGAAAGGUCUGUCAGGAGACAUCACAUCUCAAGCACACGUGAAAAGAAGGCAGCCACCACUCUGGGCCUCAUUCUAGGGGCGUUUGUUAUCUGCUGGCUGCCGUUCUUCAUCCAUGAGGUGAUUGUGAACAUCUGUAGCUCCUGCGGCCUCCCCUCUGCCGAGAUGUCCAACUUUCUGACUUGGUUGGGUUAUCUCAACUCGCUCAUCAACCCCCUGAUCUACACCAUCUUCAAUGAGGAUUUCAAAAGGGCUUUUCAGAGGCUGAUCAAGUGCAAGAAUUGUCCCUAGCACAAAUGAGGGGAUUAUGUCAUGUGAAGUGUGAACUGAAGGAGGAUGCCUGCAAUGAAAACUGUCAUGUCAAUAACAUAGUCAGGCAGAACCGUCAAAUGACUGUGACUUUUCCUGAAUUUACACAAAUGUCUUAUAUUUAGAUAGAAAUCUGUAUAUGCAACUAGACUGGUUAGAGCUGAACUAUAUUUUUAAAGGGGAUUUUUAACAUUAUAGACAAACAUUCAAAUUUGUAUGUGAAACCCAUUAAAGGAAUAGUUUACCCAAAAAUGGUCACCAUUUAUUUACUGUUGUUACAAACCCAUAUGACUUUCUUUCUCAUGCAGAAAACAAAAAGAAAAUCGUGAUCCAUCUUUUUAAAGUGCUUAAGAACUUGCAUUAUGUAGCACUAGCAUUGUUUAGCCACUGUGAACGAGUUUCUCUCAUAAUGCAUUUCAUUGCGCAACGGACAUCUGCAAAAUGUAUUCCAUGCCUUUAGAAGAUUUAGAAUAUGAUGCAAAAACCAGAUGGACUACUUUUAUGAAACUUUUGGGUCCUUUUUUUAAACUUUAAAGUGAGGCGCAAUCCACUGCCAUUGCAUUGAAAAGCCGGCCUGCGAUUAACAAAUUAAAAAUCUAUUUUUGUGUUCCGCAUAAGAAAUAAAGUCAUACGGGUUUGGAAUGACAUGAGGGUAAGUAAACUGUGACAGAAUUUUCCUUUUUCUGUGUACUAUUAUGUUUUUAAUUGCAAUUUAUCAGAAGAGGUAGAAAUUCAGUUUACAACUCAUCAAUACAUAAAUCUUCAGCCAUGAAUAUGUGAAAAGUGUCAAAGAAAAGUUUAGAUAAAUAUGUAAUAUAUGUGCACUGGGAUUUGAAAAUGAUACAUGACACACACAAUAGAACUGUUUAAAUACUUUUAUUAUAUUGUAUACUUGGAUUUGGGAAUCCAAGGUAAGGCAAGUAUUUGUUAGGCAAAUAUGGUGUGCAUUUGUUUAUGUUUUUUGUAAAGAAUUAUACAAUAUAUGUUUUAUUUUAUAUGACUUAUGUGUGUUGCAGUGAGACCAAAGAAGUGAACAGAGAACAUUUAUUGCAGUAAUGCAUUCAACCUUCUAGAAAUAGACUAUCUGACACUGGCCCAUGACGUAGUAAAUAUUUGU
Messenger RNA from Myxocyprinus asiaticus (Chinese sucker), 2470 nucleotides. Its product is annotated as 5-hydroxytryptamine receptor 1F-like. Gene Ontology annotation, molecular function: G protein-coupled serotonin receptor activity. The coding region runs from base 229 to 1335 and encodes 368 amino acids. The transcript is spliced from 3 exons. Gene Ontology annotation, biological process: adenylate cyclase-activating adrenergic receptor signaling pathway. Gene Ontology annotation, cellular component: plasma membrane. The record is from RefSeq and is a predicted model, not a curated record. Lineage: Eukaryota; Metazoa; Chordata; Actinopteri; Cypriniformes; Catostomidae.